AGCACAUGCUGAUUACAAGCGAAGGAAAUAGUCUUUAAAAUAGGGAGAUUGUUAACAGCCAGACACCCUCAUCGUCCAAUCUUGCAGCCGAAGAUGGAGCAACCAAAGCCAUCGCUCCAGAUUUUGGAGCUCUGCAAAAUUUGUCCAUCUCCAUCUCCUUCUCCAUCAGCUGAAUUUUCUCUUCCCUUAACCUUCUUCGAUCUGCCCUUCAUCACAAUACCUCCCACUGAGCGCCUACUUUUUUACUCCCUCCCCGCCGCCGCCGAUGCCCCAUCUCACACCUCCGAUUCAAUACUCCAAAAACUCAAAAACUCUCUCUCUCUCACGCUCUCCCACUUCUUCCCUCUCGCCGGAAACGUCGUCUUGCCGGAGGAUUCCCCCGAGCCCUUCAUUCUUUACAAACCCGGCGACUCUGUUUCCCUCACCGUCGCCCAAGCCGACGCCGCUGAUUUCCACCAUCUCUCGUCGGACGAAAUCAGGAAAGCCAACGAAUCGCAUUUCCUCGUUCCCCAAUUCGAAACGUCCGACACUACUUGCGUCGCUCCGAUUUUGUCUCUCCAAAUCACAUUAUUUCCCGGCGUCGGAUUUUGUAUUGGCAUAGCAACCAACCAUAUGGCCGUGGAUGGGAAGACGUCCACCACGUUUCUGAGAUCAUGGGCUUCCAUUUGUACCCACGAAUCCUCGGAAUCGCAUCUCCCUCCUUUGGAUUUCGACAGGACCGCCCUGAAGGAUCCAGAUGGGUUGCAUAAACUUUACCUCAAGUACCGCGAUAUCUUUCUUUUCCAUCUCAGAAAUUUGGGCCAAACGUUCAGACUCGCCCCAAAAAAGGCCGUCCCGGACGACGUGGCCGGCGGCACGUUUGAGCUCACGCGUGCCGACAUCGACAAUCUAAGGACGGCGGCGGGAAGCCGUCGUCGUCUGUCGACUUUUGUGCUGACAUACGCCCACGUGUCGACCUGCGUGGUGAAAGCCCAACGGAUGGACCCGAAAAGUAAGGUUGCUCUGCUGUUCCCCGUGGAUUGGCGGCCUCGUCUGGGGGGAAGUCUUGUGGGAGCCAAUUAUUUCGGGAACGGCGUUGGACCGUGUGGACUGAUUUUGGAAGCGGGGGAAUUAUUGGGGGAAAAUGGGAUGGGACUGGUUUCGAACAAGUUGAGUGAUCUAAUCGUGGCGAUGGAUGAGAAGGUGAAGAUGAAUGAAAUUGUUGAGUUCAUGGACGAUUUCUAUGUGAGGUUUUUUGGUGCUAUGCCCAUAGCUAAAACCAUGACAGUUGCAGGGUCGCCGAGGUUUGGGAUUUAUGACAUUGAUUUUGGGUGGGGAAGGUGCAGGAAAGUGGAGAUCACUUCGAUGACAACUGGUGAGACCUUUUCUAUGGGGGAGAGUAGGAAUGGAAAUGGUGGAGUGGAAGUUGGAAUUGCUCUUCCACGGGAUGAUAUGAAUCUUUUUUCUUCUCUGUUCUUUGAGCGACUGAAACUAUAAUCUAUUGAAUCCUUUUUAACCAAAUUUCUCUGUGUUUUUUUAGUUUUCUAAAUUUGGCUUACGUAUGGAAAAUGUUGUUAAAAAGCUUCUUGCUUGUUUGGCAGUGUGUCUUGGUUUAUCGUCUCACACUUCAAUGUCCAAUAUCUUUCGUUACAUUAUCUGAA
Momordica charantia (bitter melon) is the source of this 1640-nucleotide messenger RNA. Its product is annotated as phenolic glucoside malonyltransferase 2. The record is from RefSeq and is a predicted model, not a curated record. NCBI's taxonomy places the organism in Eukaryota, Viridiplantae, Streptophyta, Magnoliopsida, Cucurbitales, Cucurbitaceae.